Messenger RNA from Mercenaria mercenaria, 3414 nucleotides. RefSeq names its product neprilysin-like. Gene Ontology annotation, molecular function: metalloendopeptidase activity. NCBI's taxonomy places the organism in Eukaryota, Metazoa, Mollusca, Bivalvia, Venerida, Veneridae. Bases 195 to 2576 code for a protein of 793 amino acids. Gene Ontology annotation, biological process: protein processing. The record is from RefSeq and is a predicted model, not a curated record. Gene Ontology annotation, cellular component: plasma membrane. The transcript has 23 exons.
AUAAUAACGCACAUGAUACGCAAGACGAUUUUCUUUGUCAAUAUACAUCUACCCAGUGUACCGAAAAAUUCGUGUUAUCUGUGUUUUUUGGGCAACUCUAAAUAUUCUUAACGUCAAUGUGUCACGUUUUCAAUGGAAUUUACGCUCUCGAGUUUUUGCAUUGAUAAAGAAGGGUAGCUGUUAGUACAUGAACAAUGUCAGCGGUGCACGGCAACAAAGAAUACGAUAACAAUGAUAUUGAGAAUGGUAACAGUAGAUUGGACUUGGCGAAAGACACACAGGUCGAGCUAAGUUUCAACAAGGAAGAACCAGAGAAAAGAAGAACAACGUGCGAAACCGGACUCAUUGUCCUCGUUUUUAUUUGCUUGCUGGCUAUAAUAGGUUUAGUAAUAGCAGUUGUGCUUAUAAAGACGGAUACCGAUGACGCCAUACCAGUCGAUAACACUACACCGCCACCUAAGGAUGAUACCACACCUUAUACACCGGAAAUAUGUUCGACACAUGAUUGUGUGCACGCAAGUUCAAGAAUUUUGCAGAAUAUUGACAAGGCAGUAGAUCCGUGCGAAGAUUUCUACAUGUACUCGUGCGGCGGGUGGAAGAAGAAAACUGUUAUUCCGCAAGAUAGAUCUUACUAUGGUGUGUCUAGUGAGCUCACAGACUCUAUCGAGGUUACAAAUAAAAAUCUGCUUGAAGAAGAUAAUGCAUCAUACAAAAAUAUAUCAGCCAUAUCAAAAGCGAAGGACAUGUAUGCAUCUUGCAUUGAUUUAGAAAAAAUCGAACAGAAAGGUUCUUCUGCCGCUAUACCUUUGUUAAAUGAACUAGGCGGUUGGCCCGUUCUUGGAACUAAUCCCGGUGGCAACUGGUCGCCUAACAAUUUUAGUCUUUCUCAACUGUUGAUCUCGCUUAUACAAUACAACAACAAGCCUCUAAUCUAUCUAUAUGUAUACGCUGAUAUUAAAGAUACAGAAAAAUAUAUUAUUUACAUGGAUCAGCCAGAGUUUGGUCUCCCGGGAAGACUUUAUUACUUACUGGAUAGCUUAUCGUCCAUGCGUGAGGCAUACAUCAACCUGGCGGUAUCUGUCGCAAAAUUAUUUGGAGCUGAUGGUGAUGUUGCAGAUAAAGAAAUGAGAGAAGUUCUGGACCUCGAGACAGAUAUAGCAAAUAUUAGCAUGAGAGCGGAAGAUAGGCGUGACUACGAAGUUUUGUAUAAUAAAAUGACAAUAUCGGAGCUUAAGCAGAACAUUACAGAACCUGGACCAACUGACACAAUACAGUUCGAUUGGUUAGAGUACAUAAGUGGUGUCUUCGAUUUGGAGAACGUGAAGAUACAAGUGAACGAAAGCGAACCAGUCGUUGUUGAAGCAAUACCGUACUUUGAAAAACUGUUCAGUGUGCUUCAGAAACAUGGAAAACGCGUAGUUGCCAACUAUUUGGUGUGGUUCAUCAUAAAGAAUCGAGCGAGUAACCUUGACAGUAGGUUUACGGAUCUCAUUACGGAAUACAACAAGGUUUUGUAUGGAACAACAUCGUCUAGUGAAAGAUGGAAAGAAUGUGUGUAUCUCACUGAAUCUUAUUUCGGCAUGGCAGUCGGUCACAUGUUUGUCAAGACAAAAUUUGACAACUCUUCGAAAACAGCGGUGCAUGAUAUGAUCGGCAACAUAAGAAACGCUUUUGAUGAGCUAUUGGAUGAUCUUGACUGGAUGGAUGAACCAACAAAAGAACUAGCAAAGGAAAAGGCCGACGCAAUUAAGGAAUGGAUUGGUUAUCCAGAUAAAAUCCUGGACGUGGAAAAGCUCAACAAGCUGUAUGAAAAUGCAAUAAUAAAAAGACACGAGUAUUAUCAGAAUGUUCUCAACAGUUUAAAGAAAUAUAUGUCUGAGGAGCUUCGAAAGCUGAGACAAAAGUUCGACAAAAACGAUUGGAAUGAUUCUCCAGCCCAAGUUAACGCAUUUUAUAGUCCUACCAUGAAUAACAUACAGUUCCCAGCUGGAAUAUUACAGGCUCCAUAUUACAACAAAAAUCAACCAAAUUCAAUGAAUUACGGUGGAAUUGGCACCGUUAUAGGGCAUGAAAUCACACACGGAUUUGAUGACCAAGGGAGACAAUUUGACAAAAAUGGAAACCUUGAGCAUUGGUGGAAUACUUCAAUUAUUAUCAACUUCAAGGAAAAGGCACAAUGUUUUAUUGAUCAAUACAGCCAGUUCGUAGCACCGGAAGCAAAUCUAACUAUUAACGGCAUCAACACACAAGGAGAAAAUAUAGCAGAUAAUGGCGGAAUCAAACAAAGUUUUCGGGCAUACAGAAAAUGGGUGGAGGUAGAACGACAAAAAAUCGAGGAGCCACUGUUGCCGGGAUUAAAUUUUACACAUAACCAACUAUUCUUUAUAAGCUUUGCUCAGGUCUGGUGUGAUAACUCCCGUAAGGAAUCUCUGAUCAGUCUCAUUAACACUGGUGUGCACAGCCCGGAACAGUUUAGGGUAAUUGGAACCUUGCAAAAUUUCCGAGAGUUUUCGGAUGCAUUCGGCUGUAAAAAGAACAGUGCAAUGAAUCCUGAAGAUAAAUGUUAUGUAUGGUAGUACGCAGCCAACAAGGGAUUAAUAAAAACAUCUGGGAAAAAUUCUCAACAAAAUCACGAACAGCGCUUGACAUUUCGUUAUGCAUUGUUAUAUUAAUCAUUUGGUCAUCUGCUACAUGAUCUGCACAGAUAAUGUCACAUUGUUUUAUUUUUUACAAAAAAAAACAACAACAUGAAAUGAACGCAUAAAUUCGGUAAUUGUAGUCUAUGCAAAUACCACAUAAUAAAGUAAAUUUUAUACAGCUUUCAUAGACAGUGUAAAGUUUGAUGAAAUAUGUUUCCUUCAUCUUCAGAAAGGAAGUAUUUAAAAUGGAUUUCCGUUACAUCUUGCUUCAUGUCAGCUUACUGGAAGUAUCGCCUUGUCUGCUUGUCGUAUAGCCUAUGUUAUUUUCUCUGUUUCAUAGACUGAUGGUUUCUCCAAUAUUAUAUUAUAUUAUAUUAAUAUAUUAUAUUAUAUAUAUUAUCUAUACAUACAUAUAUACAUACCCAAAUGUAUCUCUAGAUUUUAUAAUUAUGCUUGCAUUUCGGAUUUCGAAAAAAUCAAAAAUAAGCAAACAGGCUCAAAAAUUUGAUUGUAAAUAAUACUCUUUUUGAAAAAGCAAGUAAAAAGAUAACAUUUUUCUAAAGAAACAAAUGAUAAUUUUACUUAAGCUUUUCACAACGACCUUUAAAUGCAAAGUUGUAUAAACAGGAGCAAGCGAGAAAAUUUAAAAGUAAUAAUAUAAUUAUUUACAUAUUUCAUUUAUUUUUUAUCUUAUGACGAUAGCAUCAUUGCUGCUAUUUUAAUCAUGAAUUCCAUGUAUCUUCUAUCACUUCUUGACAUUAAACAUAUAAUAUUA